This is a messenger RNA of Peronospora matthiolae, 1527 nucleotides long. The record is from the annotation of a GenBank genome assembly. NCBI's taxonomy places the organism in Eukaryota, Oomycota, Peronosporomycetes, Peronosporales, Peronosporaceae.
AUGCGAUGCGCGAGCAAGGCCGCCGAGAGCGCGUCCGCACGUCUCUGUGCGGACGCCGAAGCAGAAACCACAGCAACUGAUGUCUCAUCGGUUGCUGAAGCGACUCAGCCUGUGUCACUUGGUGAUGCAGGCGCUGGUCAUGAAGACACUCAUGUCUUCACAGAGUAUGAGCUCGGUGUCUCAUACUCUCCUGAUACGGAAGACGGAUCCGUAUCGACGGAGAUCGAAUCUAAGCCGCCUGCCAAGCGUGGCAUGGAUGAUGCUAUGCGUCGUAGCAUCUUUGGUUCAUCUGAUGAAUCAGAUGAACCAUCGCCGAAGCGAAGGCGCUCGAGGUGCCAGCAUUCUGUCGGCACGUCGCAGGAAGGGCGGGACCGCAAUGUGUUGCGUCUCGCUCCUGAAAAGAAGGCAUGGAUGCCUCCAAAAUCUGUCAUGGAUCACUUGUCGGCGACGACGAGUGAUCGUUAUCGAACACGGUUGUUCGAUUCGUCAAGGAUCCAUCACCUUGACCCCAGUAUGAAAAACUAUCGCGCUGAGAAUGAGUUCUUCAUCGAUGCUUUCUUUAAACAUCGAUGGUACAGUGGGAAUCACAAACGUGAUGGCCCCUCACUGCUUCAAGCGUGGAACGCCUACAUCCAUAACCUCGAGGAUGUAGGUCGUGACGCUUGGAACGACAAACUUAUCAAAGCUCGUGAUAAGUUUGAAAAGCGAACCCCGACAGGUGCACGCUACAAGCUGCAUCGUCUGUCAAGGGAGAAAGGAUUACCCUGCCUCUCUUGGGGAGACUCGUGCCCAUGUUGUGUGAACAACUCUGCACGAGCACCUAAGGAGGCUUACCUCCUUAUUAGCCCGUGGUGGCGCGUACGUAUCUCUACUGAGAUGUACGAAGGGAUUGACAACCUGAAAUCCCUUUACGACCGUGCCGGGAAGACUUUCUCCGGCGGUCCUUCUGCGGCACAGGAUGUGCCGCGUCGUACUGCUCAACCAGACCCAGUACGUCACCCAUCAGUUGGGAGCGGGGCUCCCAAGUAUCCCAGGACGGGGGAUAGCCGCGCCACCGGACGAGAUAACUCGUCCGACGUCCGUUUACGUCGCGGUGGUUCAACAGCUGCUCAACUAGAUAGCGCUGGCCACCGCGAUAGUCCUCUAAUGGAGGUGGAGGAGGAGGAAAGACGCUCUCCACACGAUCGUCGGGAUCCGUGUGUUCCUGAGAGCUUCUUCGAUCGCGUAAUGCAAGGGUUACGCGACGAUCUCGAACAUGAGCGGAACAGGCGUCUCCAAAUGGCGGACACUGCCUUGAAGCAUCGAGCUGAGUUUGCCUUUGCUCAGCUUGAGAACGAGAGAUCUCUGACAUCUCUUCGUGACGAGCUACGGGUAGCUCGUGGGAUUGUUGAUCGGUCUCGGGAUGAGAUAACUGCUCUUCAGACCCUUGUCGAUGCCCACCAUCGGGAGCACAAGGCUCUCUGCAAGAUGUUUGAGCGCAAGGGCGUUCUUCAUAGGAAGAAGCAGCGUACUGGUGGUACGGCUUAA